GGCAGCCCGCGGGGGUCCUCGCGAGCGCGACUAGGCGGCGCACAGCGGGCGGGGCGCUUCCUUUUGCUCUCGGCAGUCACGGUGGCAGGAUGGGGAAGUGUCGUGGUCUCCGCACCGCUCGCAAGCUGCGCAGCCACCGCCGCGACCAGAAGUGGCACGACAAGCAGUACAAGAAGGCUCACCUGGGCACGGCGCUGAAGGCCAACCCGUUUGGCGGCGCGUCCCACGCCAAGGGGAUCGUCCUGGAGAAAGUUGGAGUAGAAGCUAAACAGCCCAACUCUGCUAUCAGGAAGUGCGUGAGAGUCCAACUCAUUAAGAAUGGCAAAAAAAUAACAGCCUUUGUUCCCAACGAUGGCUGCCUGAACUUCAUUGAGGAAAAUGAUGAAGUGCUGGUUGCUGGUUUUGGUCGGAAGGGUCACGCUGUUGGUGACAUUCCUGGAGUUCGCUUCAAGGUUGUCAAAGUAGCCAAUGUUUCUCUGUUGGCCUUGUACAAGGGCAAGAAAGAGAGACCAAGAUCAUAAAUUUCUAUUAACUUGCCAAGAAUAUCAAUAAAAUUUUUGAUUGGAAAA
Messenger RNA from Tympanuchus pallidicinctus (lesser prairie-chicken), 569 nucleotides. It is a transcript of the gene RPS23, whose product is annotated as ribosomal protein S23. Bases 90 to 521 code for a protein of 143 amino acids. Gene Ontology annotation, biological process: translation. The record is from RefSeq and is a predicted model, not a curated record. The transcript has 4 exons. Gene Ontology annotation, cellular component: ribosome; cytosolic small ribosomal subunit. Gene Ontology annotation, molecular function: structural constituent of ribosome. Lineage: Eukaryota; Metazoa; Chordata; Aves; Galliformes; Phasianidae.